Molecule: messenger RNA, 2646 nt
Organism: Acipenser ruthenus (sterlet)
Lineage: Eukaryota; Metazoa; Chordata; Actinopteri; Acipenseriformes; Acipenseridae
Exons: 2
Coding region: 232-1494 (420 amino acids)
Source: RefSeq, a predicted model, not a curated record
UGUGCCUGUUUGGAACAGUCGAUGACAAGUUCCGUGCUGAGCAAAUCACGUGUUCUGACAAACUCCACCGCACGCUCGUACUGAAUGAGUCAGAGGUGUCUCAAAUGGAAAACGAACACAAUUAUAUCAUUAUCAACUGACCUCAACGACGCGAACUUCACUUCGCUCUUAAUAUCUGCACUGAGCUCCGUUUACGCUGAAAUCCAGCCUGGACUGAAAGGAAGUUGACCAAUGGCACACCCCAAGAAAGGAAGUAGCUGUGCAGUGCCCACGCAGUCCUCUCCAAAGAAGGGCUCUCCGGCACCAGCAGCCAAACCAUGCAGCCCAGGAGCCUCGUCCUCCAGAGUCCAGAAAGAACCAGAGAGCCCAGCCCCGAGACUGCAGACUUCCUCCACCAAGCCCCAGGCAGCACAGGCCAGCCGCACGCCCGGCAGAUCCAGGCCAGUCCCACCACAACCUGGGAGGCCACCAAUGAGUGACGUCAAAACACCAGCCUCUGGUCCACCGCUGGGUAGAGCUGUGCAGGACAGAAGCAGAGCAGCCAGUGCUUGUCAGAAUCAAUCCAGCUAUGCCAGGAGAGCCGCCACCAGGAGAUCCGAAUCAGAAUCGGAGGGGACAUCUAGAUACGCCAGGAACAGAACCGAUGAAACUAGGAGAGGGGGCGACGGUACAGCCCAGAGUAAACCUGCAAGGACCAGCACCAGGCAAACCUCCCCUCAAACAAGCCGAGCCCACCCUCCCCCUGUGCCCCAGGGCACCAUGGGCAAGAUUGACCAGGAGAAGUUGGCAGCCAUUGAGGUAGAAACCAGGGGCCAGCGGGAGAACCCAGAGUGGUUCAAGCAGCGCAGGAACCGCAUCACAGCCUCCAACGCCCAUAAGAUUGCAAACUGCCGCUUUGUGAACGGGCGCAGCCAGGAGGUACCCCAGUCCUACCUGCGCUCUGUGGUGAGCUCGGGUUCCAGCGUCAAGACGGCAGCCAUGACCUGGGGCAUCGAGCACGAGCUGGCUGCCGCUGUCCGCUACAAGGAGCUGAAGUCCAGGGCGCUGGGGAGGGAGGUGCUCGUCCAGGACUGCGGCCUCUUCAUCCACCCUGACAAGCAGUGGCUGGCAGCCAGCCCCGACGGGGUGGUGGUCGAUGCUCAAACUGGGGAGACGCUGGGCUCCCUGGAGAUCAAGUGCCCUUUCAAGCACAGGGACAGCACCAUCAAGAAGGCCUGCGAGGACAAGACCUUCUGCCUGCAGCGAGAGCCGGGGGGCGCCUACAGCUUGAAGAGGAGCCACGCCCACUACACCCAGGUGCAGUGCCAGCUGGCCGUGUUGGGGCUCCGCAGGGCAGACUUCGUGGUCUACACCUCCAGAGACAUGGCCGUCACUCCGGUGGACUUCGACCCGGAGUUCUGGGACCGCACUGAAGACAAGCUGGAGAAGUUCUACACCAGCGCUGUUCAGCCUUACCUGGCGAGACAGAACCCAGCUCUGUCCAGAGAGGAGUAGAUGCAAGGCUUCGCACAACGCAGCCAAACCAGGAGCUUCUGGACAUCCCUGGAAAGCCACUAACACACACAAGCCAGUCAAUGCAGGUGGGCUAGUCUAGAACACAUAGGAUGGGGCGGCGCGGGAUUGCAGAAAUUAGGUUCCAAGAGUUAGAUAGCUUGCCCUGUCAGAAAGAUAGGGAACAUUACUGCAUAGAGAUCCACUAAAGUCAUAUGAUAGCGUGAGCACUGCAAGACUGAAUGCAAAACCCUGAGCCAGCAAACCAGAGACUCUGCUUCCCUUAGUGCCACUCCAGUACAGCUUGGCCUGGAAUAAACACUCCAUUUACAAGGCCAGCCUGAACACUCAGUUGCGAAGGAAUUACGCAGGGGCAGACUUCAAUCUGGGGGCGAGGUCUUUGUUUCCAGUGGCUGGCGUGUUCUAUUUGUUUUGUUGGCACUCAUCACAAAGAGCUGUGUCUGAAUGUUGUUUUUUUCCAGAUCUAUAAUUGUUCCUUUGUUUGUCAGCCGAGCUGUUGUCCGCCCCGCCCCGCCCCACCCCCAUCCCCAUUUACUGUGUAUAUACGCACACAACAGUACAGGGACUUCCCUGGCCUUUACCAUAGCUGUUCAAGUAUUAUCUCCGGUCCAGACCAGAUUAAAUGAACUAAUGGUGUAACUAAUAGAAAUGAACUCUCAAUCUUGAUAUAUCACAAAUAAAUAUCUUUGUAAAAUUAAAAAAAAGUAAGUCUUGCAGUGUCACACACUGUUACAUGUGACACAGAAAACAAGUUCUCAUCUAAGAUUUUAUGAAUUAAAAUAGAACGAUAAAAACAGAACCAUUAACUGCCGGGGGUAAUUGAGCACCAGACUGCACUGCCCUAGAGAGAUUUCGGAGUGCUCUGUGAUGAGAGAAUUCAUCACGGUGAGAUAGUGCCCAUACACUGUGAUCGAUUUCAUACACUGUGCAUUGCACCUCAACCAUCCUCAAAAUCCACUGCCAUGCCACCUUAACACAGCACUUUCCAAUCCAAGAGGGAGAGCGAAACGAUUCCACCACUAAUAUUAAGAAGAAGAAAGAUGCCGUGCAUGUUGAAAUGAGUCGGAGGAGUGUAGAACUUGCAAACCUGUACUGUGCCUGCCUUUUUGAAAAUAACAAAAACAUAUUUCAUUA